Melampsora larici-populina 98AG31 is the source of this 1272-nucleotide messenger RNA. RefSeq lists its product as uncharacterized. The record is from RefSeq and is a predicted model, not a curated record. The transcript has a single exon. Bases 1 to 1272 code for a protein of 423 amino acids. NCBI's taxonomy places the organism in Eukaryota, Fungi, Basidiomycota, Pucciniomycetes, Pucciniales, Melampsoraceae.
AUGACGACACCAACAGAAAAUCAAUCGCAACUUCCCCUUGAAGUAAUUCAGUCGAUUUUACAUCACUUUAUCGACGAUUGUAAAACAACGACAUCGGAUUAUAUGAACAGCGCAGAUCCUCCGUUUUUGGAGCAUGCUGCUUUAAUACAGCUCCUACAAUUACGAUUAAUUAAUAGAUUAUGGUCAAACGCAGUUAUACCUUUUGCCUACCGGUCCCUCAAGUUAACAUCAGCCUUAAUGAUUAGCAAUUUGGUGGGAACUUGGAAAACAACACUGGUGUUUGCAAACAAUGCUCACUUGCGAGGAUUGUGCUUUAACAAGAUGGCAUAUGUAAAAACAAGUAUGAGCGGUGAUUCAAAUCAGGCAAUUCAAGGGUCGAAGAACUCCAAACUUGAUCUCCAGGAUUUCAACGUGUCAUCAACCUCGAUGUCAGAUGUUGCGGAACUCAUCAGUCUCUGCAGCACGACUUUAUCUGAAGUCAAAUUGGUAUUCGACGGCCCGGUUGGUUUCACAUCAAGAUUUAUUGAUAGUAUAAAACAAGUUGACAAUUUAACAGCAUUGAUAAUAACCGGCACUCCCAAAUCUGACGACAGCGAUUCCGAUUCGUUAAACAACCUCCUUAAUGCCAUUACCCCUUUGAAAUCCUUAUCACUUAUGUUUCCUUCAAUACCGUCUUUACGUUUAAAGACAACCGCGUUGCCACACCUCAAGCAUUUGUGUUUUUUGUAUUAUAGCAGUAACGUUGAAGUCAUACGUGAUUUUUGUCAAGAUCAAAAGGAGAAAGUUAGAUUUGUAGAAUGUGCCCCGCCACCUGAUUAUGUUGACCCAAGUGCAGUGAUUCUAGGUCUGCAGGAGUCGCUUGAAAUACUAUUUAUGGAUUCAAUACCAGACGGGCUUCCACGUAGCGUCUACAGCACCAUAUUCCCUCGCCUCAAGAUUAUGCGAUGCUUUGAUUGCAGCUCCAUGCGGCCCGACCUCAGGUGGCUAACUCUUCCCGUCGUUCAAAACCUGGAGGUCUUUAUCACGAAUUAUUGGUUGUCAGAGAAAUAUUGGAUCAGUCAGUUAAGAAGCUUAAACAGUAAUCAGUUUGUUAAACCGGUGAAUUGGAAAUUGUUGAUUUUAAUAACUUACAAGGGUGAUGAGAUAAAUCUCGGGUUGGUUAGAUUGUUCAAAAGAUUUGGAAUACGUUGUGAAUUCAAAGGUGAACUGAGCUAUGAAGAUAUAUUAGUAAGUAAAUAUUUCUUUGAGAUCGAAGUGUUAGACUACAUCUGA